UAAGAUACUGAAGUCGUUGUCCAUCCGCUAAUAUCUCCCGUAGCUCCCACAUUCGUCAAUCAUUUUCAGGCAUCUUUCUCAAACCGGUAGAGGAUACGAAGUCAUGCCGCUUUCAUCUUCAAAUUUUCAUCCAAAUCCUCCGACGGUUUUGAUUCCAUCAAAACGAUCAUCUGCGCGGACUCCUCGCUCUGGGUCCCUUUACAAGAAACAUCGCUCGAACCCCAAAGAACAGCCAGAGGAAGAAAAAAAGGACAUGUCGCAAAUACUGUCAACACUGACAGCCAUUAUCAUGGCUCAAAGUAAUGCAUUUCAGGCGCAUGCCCAGAGAUUCGACGCGUUCGCUGAAACAGUACAAACGCGCUUGGAUUCCAUCGAAUCCAAAUGUGAUGAUAGUCUGAAUCGAAAAGAGCUUGGGAUCAUGGGCUCUCUAGGAGUUAUUACUCAAGAAGUGAAUACUCUUCGAGAAGAAUUUUUAUCCAUCUUUUCCUCCGGAACCCGUUCCCGCUCCCGCCAAAUAAGGCGCUCCCACAGGUCGGUCGCUCUCUCUUCCAGAGGUGCCCACGGUCAUUCCCCCGCGGAUUUCAAUGAUGGACAACGUCAGUCAAGUAUGCCGAGUGACGGCGACAGUGGUCAUGGCGGCGGGAUUGUGGAAAGAGCUAUCGCUAGGGAACUGAAGAGGCUAGGAGGUGCUCCAGUUUUAGCAGAUGGGGAAACUACCAUCCAUUUCAAUCCACGAAAAAGGUGGUCCAAAAACAGAGUGGACAUCCUAGAUAUCGAGGAAGAAUCAGAUUUGGAAUCGGAUACUGGCUCCAGCUUAUACCCCAUGAGCUCCAGUCUUGAAAGAAGAUUAGCAGAUGACGAUGAAGAGUCAGAGUCAGAGGAAGAGGAAGAGAAUGAAGAAGAAACGGAAUCCGAAGAAGCUGAAGAGACUGAAAGCUCAGAACUUAUACGAGAAAAUGGAGAGGGACACAUGCACGAGAAAGAACCGUCUCUCAAGCGCGACAAGGUUUUGGCUGCCAGCAAUGGUCACAAUGUUGACGGUCAUAAAUGGCCCAAACUUGGGCCGGACUGUACGGAAGGACGCAUGAAAGUGAUAGAUUGUACAGCGUGUGAUGGUCGUGUACAUUGGGCUUGCGCCGGUCUGGAUCCGGAGGUCUCUAUGCUUAAGAAAUCUUGGUACUGCCCCAGCUGUACGCUUUUGAUAAAGGAUCUUAAACCGGCGAUUGCUCGAAGGAUGAAAGAGCGCGAGGAAUUACCAAGAACGCAAGAUAGAGAACGAUGUUUGAGACCAGAUUGCAUCCAUCACCAACCGGUCGAUAUGACUUCUGCAAAAGCAGAAGAUGACAAUUUAUACUACAUGUCUGGCAUAGUAGGGAGGCGCCAUACCAAAGAUCGUCCGAGAACUUUGCAAUAUUUGGUGCAGUGGAAUGAAUGGGAAGAUUACGAUUGUACAUGGGAACCACCUUCCAAUAUCCCCGCCGUGGAUCUGCCCGGCUACAAGAGCCUGUUUUACAAGCAGGCUAAAAACGAGAACCUUGACCUGUCGAAUAAGAAAACAGCGAUUCUCUCUCAAUUCUCGCAGUACUAUGAAGCGGAUGGAAGCUACAAUGUAAAGCUAUUGAAAAGAUUGGGGGUGGAAGAUAAGGACUGGUGGGGCUGGUAAUUGUAUGUGGGGUUUUGUGAAUGGUUCGUUGUCACACGCAUGUUUUGCUUACAGACUUUUAUGUCUGUCGCGAGCUCCCCGUCCUCAUGGGAGUGUAACUCUUGAUGUCUUCACUUCUUCUGUUCGUUAUGUUAUGUAUGUUAUAUACGG
Messenger RNA from Cryptococcus deneoformans JEC21, 1813 nucleotides. RefSeq names its product expressed protein. NCBI's taxonomy places the organism in Eukaryota, Fungi, Basidiomycota, Tremellomycetes, Tremellales, Cryptococcaceae. The coding region runs from base 104 to 1663 and encodes 519 amino acids. The record is from RefSeq and is a predicted model, not a curated record. The transcript has 8 exons.